UUGAGUGCAAGGUAAUUGAGCUUCUUUAAUUUCAAUAUGCAGGAGAUCAAUUCAAACAGAACGGUCCAAACGAAACUCAGAAAUCCAAGCAGAUAAUACCAGCAUGCAAAUCAACAGGUAAGUACAGCCGAUAAGUACCGCACAUAAGGCUCAGGAUCCUGGAGGUAAGUGAUGAUCUACAGAGGAGCUUGUAACAUUGAGACCAGCCAAUGAGUGCAUGAGCAGAGCGUCCUUAUAAGCAGUAGAGGUAAGUGAGUGCAGGUGGUGCUAAUUAAUCAGGUGAUUCUGAUUGAGUGUACAUGGCUGGUGUGGCUGGUGACUCCAUGACAAAUAUAUACAGGAAAAUUCAGAUUAAAAUGGAAAUAUUUAAAUAAAUUUUUAAAUUCAUGCUGAUGCGGUGCUCAAGGAGCAGUAUUAUCAAUGUUGAAAAUAGUUGUGCUGCUUAAUAUUUUUGUGCAUUUUUCAGGACGCUUUGAUGAAUCGAAAGUUCAGAAGAACAGCACUUGCUUAGAAGUCUUUGAACUCUUUAGAACUCUUUUGCAGCAUUAUAAAUGUCUUUGUCACUUUUGUCACAAUUAAAUGUUUUCUUAAAAAACUUACUAACCCCUUAGUGCUUUUAUCCUCAUUUUACUGUCUGUUGGUCUCUUUCUCCCUCUGUUUGCAUUUAAGUUACUUUUUUUAUGGUCAUUUUUAUAUAAAAUAAAUUUCUUUUGCUGCUUUUCAAGAAUUGGCAUUUCCUUUAGUUGUUAGUUUAUAAAUGUUUUAAUUAUUUAAAGCUGAAAGCAAGCUGUGUGUUUUUAUGUCUUUUCUUUCAUUUUAAUGGUGCCACUGCUGCCAGUCCAAUUGUAGUAUUAGUCUCCUGAAUCCAUUAGGUUUGACAGCCUGUGUCCAGUGUGGGCCAGGCAUGACUAAUGAACCACUGAUAAGACCUGUGGAUUUAGAUUCGGACUGAGAUGGCCUAGUUCACAUUGUUAUUCAUAUGGUAUCCACAUAUAGACAUUGAGCUUUAUUCAUAAAACACAAGCAAAAUUUCUGUAUAAAUAAUUGUAAAAACGCUUUUAUGUUAAUUGUGGCAUAAUAUAACAAAAUACGUAUCAUGAUUGAUUGAGCAUGCUUUGUAUGAAAUAAUACCACUCUUCUUUUCUGUCUGUCAAUCUCCCAACCUCUAGAGGAGAGCCAUUCUGGUCGCCAUAUCUGGUCAUGGCUCCUCCUCUACUCUUCCACCUUCUCCUCCUUCUCCUCCUCUUUCCACAGAUGUGUGCGGGUGGAAGUGCUCAUAGGAACAGCAACAGUAGCGCAGAUGGCCCCAAAAGAUCCUGUGCUGAGAAAGUCAAAUGUCAACCAGGGAUUCUACUUCCUGUGUGGCUGCCACAAGACCCCUCACUGCCAAUGCAGUCAGUAAGAGCAGUGAUCUACUUUGCAUUUCUUCUCUACAUGUUCCUGGGUGUGUCCAUCAUUGCUGAUCGCUUCAUGGCUGCCAUCGAGGUCAUCACCUCACAGGAGAAAGAGGUGACUGUGACCGGUGCAAAUGGAGAGAAGACAGUAAUGACAGUUAGAAUCUGGAAUGAAACUGUAUCCAACCUCACUCUGAUGGCCCUGGGUUCAUCAGCCCCUGAGAUCCUGCUGUCAGUAAUAGAGGUGUGUGGACAUGGUUUUGAGUCAGGAGAACUGGGUCCCGGCACCAUAGUCGGCAGUGCUGCAUUUAACAUGUUUGUGAUAAUCGGAGUGUGUGUGUGGGUGAUACCUGAUGGAGAGGUGAGGAAGAUUAAACAUCUCAGAGUUUUCUUUGUUACUGCAUCCUGGAGCGUCUUUGCCUAUAUCUGGCUCUACCUCAUCCUGGCAGUCAUAAGCCCUGGCAUUGUACAGGUCUGGGAGGCUCUGGUCACUCUUUUCUUCUUCCCUGUGUGUGUCUUAAUGGCUUGGAUUGCCGACCGGCGCCUGCUCUUUUACAAGUACUUGCACAAGCGUUACCGUGCUGACAAACGUCAUGGUAUCAUUGUGGAGAUGGAGGGUGAGCUAGCACCCAGAGGCAUUGAUACAAUCAUGGGAGAAAAAUAUCAAAACAGCACCACCAGUGUCAAUAUGGAGAAACCCAAAGAAGCCGAACAGGACAGAGAGGAGGUGAUCCGCAUGCUUAAGGAACUGAGAGAGAAGCAUCCAGAUAAAGACCUGGACCAGCUGAUCGAGAUGGCAAACUACGCCACCAUGCAGAAACAGCAUAAGAGCCGGGCCUUUUACAGGGUGCAGGCAACACGCAUGAUGAUCGGUGCCGGGAACGUACUGAAGAAACAUGCAGCUGCUGAACAGGCAAAACGAGCAGCUGGAGAUUCAGCUGAGAAUGACCUGGCCACCUGUUCUCACAUUGCUUUUGAGCAGGCGCAGUACCAAUGCAGUGAGAACUGUGGGAGCGUCAGUCUGUGGGUCUGCUUACAGGGGGGAACCGGCACCAGAACCUUCCACGUCGAUUACAGGACAGAGAAUGGGUCAGCCAGUUCUGGGGCAGAUUAUGAGUAUUGUGAGGGAACAAUCAUUUUUCAGCCUGGAGAGACACGCAAAGAAAUAAAGGUGGGAAUUAUCGAUGAUGAUGUGUUUGAGGAAGACGAACACUUCUUUGUGCGUCUCUCGAACCUGCAAGAGGGUGAGGGCGGGACCAACACUGAUGGUGCCCGACUGGUUGAACCCUUCGUAACCACUGUAACCAUUUUGGACGACGACCAUGCGGGAGUCUUCGCGUUUAGUCAGCGGGAGCUCUGCGUGGGUGAAUGUUCAGGUGUGGUGGAGGUGCCGGUGAACCGGACGUCAGGUGUGCGCGGAACUGUCAUGAUUCCAUAUCACACAGAGGACGGUUCUGCGCGACAGGGUGUUGACUAUGAGCACACACAAGGAGAGCUAGAGUUUACCAAUGAGCAGACUAGUAAGACACUACAGGUGCGCAUCAUUAACAUGCAGGAAUAUGAGAAGCGAGAAAAUUUCUUCAUUGUCCUUGAAGAACCCAAGUGGCUCAAGAGAGGGAUCUCAGCCACCCCUGGUCCAGAAUUAGAGGAUGCCAGGCGUAUAGCAGAGAAAGGAAAGCCCAUUCUGGGAGAACUCCGCAAGUUAGAGGUCAUUAUAGAGGAGAGCAUUGUUUUCAAGGUCCGACAGGGAAUGGCCCCUAAUGGAGUCUUAGAUGCGGUAGUAGACCACUUUCCUCAGUGUGAAAAUACAGUAGACCGCCUAUUGAAGGACACUAAUCUUGCUGAAGUAAUUGGCACACACUCCUGGAGAGAACAGUUCAUCGAGGCAAUAACAGUCAGUGCAGGAGAAGGUGAUGAAGAAGGAGGGGAGCCUCAGCACCCAUCGUGCUGUGAUUAUUUCAUGCACGCAGUUACGGUGUUCUGGAAGAUUCUGUUUGCGUUCGUUCCACCCACAGAAUACUGGAAUGGCUGGGCCUGCUUUAUUGUGUCCAUUCUGGUCAUUGGGCUGCUAACCGCCAUCAUUGGAGAUUUGGCAUCUCAUUUUGGCUGCACAGUGGGCCUCCGUGAUACAGUCACUGCUGUAGUGUUCGUUGCCUUAGGAACCUCCAUACCAGAUACAUUCGCAAGUAAGGUCGCUGCUAAACAGGAUCAGUAUGCAGACGCUUCGAUUGGAAAUGUAACUGGUAGCAAUGCGGUUAAUGUUUUUCUGGGGAUUGGCGUGGCCUGGUCCAUUUCAGCUGUUUACUGGGAGGUCAAAGGUCAGGUGUUUCACGUAGAUCCUGGCUCCCUUGCAUUCUCAGUCACACUCUUCACCAUCUUUGCCUUCAUCGUCAUGGGUGUGCUGAUGCUACGGCGGCGGCCAUCGGUGGGUGGAGAGCUGGGUGGGACCAAAACGCUGAAGGUUCUGACUUCACUAUUGUUCCUCAGUUUGUGGCUUCUCUACAUCACAUUCUCCAGCCUAGAGGCCUACUGUCACAUCACCGGCUUCUGAGGAGAGAGAGAAACACAAAACAACCAGACUCAAACUUACACUAAUUGCAUUCGCAUGAAAUGAGUUAUGUUUCCUGUGAACUGAGCUAUGAGAGAAAUGCACAAUGUACUGUAUAUUCCAUGGUAAUAUGUACAUAAAGUAAAUAUCACAUUCUGUAUAAACAAACGUACCUGAAAAAAGAUUGAGUGAGAGAAAGCAAGAUUGUAUGACUGCACUGCUGACAGGGACGUCUUUAGCUGUUGAACAUUAGCACAUUAGAGGUAUCAUGGACCCUCAGUGGCAUGGAGGUCAUUUAACACACUGCAAGAUGUAGCUCUUUUUUGACAGAACUGUGAUGUCAAUUUUAUACGCUGACUCAUGAACAGUAGGUGAUGUCCCCUGAAGAGAUGCUAGGCCUCUCUCUGAGAGAAAAGGCACUUGUGGCUCUCCAAAGAAAUUACCAAAAACUCUUUGACAAGUGAAACCGAACUUCUUUUUCCUGUUUUACUUGAGGAUGUCAGACAUUAUAGGACCUACCUUGACAAGUUGAUCAAAGAAAGAAUGCAUGUGAUAAUUAUCAUCAUCAUAAUUCACAUUAAUAUAUUUACUCAAAUAGAGUCUUGUAGGCUGUCACUUAAUCAAUUCACUCAAAUCUAUUAUUUCAGCAUUUAAAUGUAAAAAAAUUAAUAAAUUGAAGUGUUUGUUCUUAUUGUGCUUUGGUAUUCUGAUUGGAACAUGUUGUAUUUAGACAUUAAAAAUGAAAUUAGUUACAACUAUUUUGGCAUAAUGUAAUCCCAGUACCACAUUUCCAAGGGCCAUUCCUUGAAUUGUUCUGGUUCACUAAUAAUUUCCUUUACUAAAAACUAUUCCUUUU
Molecule: messenger RNA, 4798 nt
Organism: Onychostoma macrolepis
Lineage: Eukaryota; Metazoa; Chordata; Actinopteri; Cypriniformes; Cyprinidae
Gene: slc8a2a
Product: solute carrier family 8 member 2a
Exons: 13
Coding region: 1201-3945 (914 amino acids)
Biological process (GO): calcium ion import across plasma membrane; cell communication; sodium ion transmembrane transport
Cellular component (GO): sarcolemma; postsynapse; axon
Molecular function (GO): calcium:sodium antiporter activity
Source: RefSeq, a predicted model, not a curated record